UUGCGCAAGUUUUCUUCUGGAUUAGCAAAUGCAACAAUGACUUCGGGUUGGCCGAAAGGCUCUGUCACCAUGGCAGCUUCUGCUGCAUUCCCACAAUCCCUUGCUUACAUUACUGCAUCAGGGGCGGGGCUUGCUGUGUUUUUGUUCCUCGCUUCAUUGCUUUUGGUCUCGAAUCCGUUAUCUAGUACAGUUCAGGGAUACUUUUACAAGCUUGAUACACCAAAAGUGAUUCUUCCUCCAGUGAUGCCACAGGAUCAAAUAGAUAGUUAUAGUAAUGUAGACUCUGGUGAUAACAAGAGCCAGCCAUCUGGGUUUAAUUUUACCACGAGUUUGAGCGGUGUUAAUGGUAGUAUAAGCGAGGGUGUGAGGUAUUCUUUGCCAUCUGGUUCGGAGUCAAAUGUGGAAGUUCCAAAUAGUAAUAAAGAACCAAGAGAGGAUUCCAUGAACAAAGAUGGUCAUGUGCAAGUUCCAGCUGGUAAUAAGGAAAUGAAACAGAAGAACGAUCGUCUCGCUGAUGUGAAGGAUUUAGGUAUCAAGAAUCCUGAUAGUGUAAAUGAAGAAGUAACCAAAGGUGCAAAGGUUGCAGAGGCUAGCUCUGUCCCAUCUGGUCCAGAUCCCAAAUUGAAGAGUAGGGGAGAAACAUCCGAUGCAGCUAGCCAAGAGGUUAAUACAACGACUGGUUCAGAUGAUUCAGGAUGUGAUCUGUUCAAGGGAACUUGGUUCUAUGAUCCACGUGGGCCCUUGUACACGAACAGUAGCUGCCCAGUCAUAUCACUGAUGCAGAACUGCCAAGGAAAUGGAAGACCUGAUAGGGAGUACGAGAGUUACCGUUGGAAACCAUCACAAUGUGAACUCCCUCGCUUUGAUGCCAAAAAGUUCCUUGAACUGAUGAGAGGAAAAACUCUAGCUUUCAUUGGCGAUUCAGUGGAAGUUCCAAAUGAAAGAGGGAACAAAAGAAUACACCGAUUCUACUUCAGAUCGACGUCUACCACGAUUGUCCGAGUGUGGUCCUCCUGGCUCGUCCAUCAAACGCCAGAAGCCAUAGACUUUGCUCCGGAGGGCGUCACAAAGCUCCACCUCGACUCUCCAGAUGAGAACUUCAUGGAAUUCGUCCCAACCUUCGAUGUUGUCGUUCUCUCCUCGGGUCACUGGUUCGCCAAGCGAUCCGUAUAUGUGUUGAACAACGAAAUCGUGGGAGGACAGCUGUGGUGGCCGGACAAGUCUCGGGAAGCCAAAAUCAACAACAUCGAAGCUUUCGGGGUAUCUGUAGAGACCAUUGUGGCGUCAAUGGCCACGCACCCAAAUUUCACUGGGUUGACCAUCCUGCGGACAUAUUCACCCGACCACUACGAAGGUGGGGCCUGGAACAGCGGUGGCUCCUGCACUGGGACGAGGCCUCUGGAGCCUGAACAGCUGGUGAAGAACGAUUACACCGACAUAAUGCACGAGAAACAGAUGACAGGGUUUCAUCGUGGCAUCCAGAAAAAGUCGAAUAAAUCAAAGUUUGUGAUGAUGGAUAUUACUGAAGUGUUCAGUUAUCGGUAUGAUGGGCAUCCGGGGCCAUUCCGGACUCUUAGCCCCGAUGGAAAACCUCGAACUCGAAUGCAGGAUUGCUUGCACUGGUGCAUGCCUGGUCCAAUCGAUACGUGGAAUGAACUCGUGCUCGAGAUUAUAAGGAGAGAAUACGAAGGCAAAAGGAGCUCCUCAUCUUGA
Messenger RNA from Linum tenue, 1713 nucleotides. Lineage: Eukaryota; Viridiplantae; Streptophyta; Magnoliopsida; Malpighiales; Linaceae. The record is from the annotation of a GenBank genome assembly.